Molecule: messenger RNA, 1097 nt
Organism: Mytilus trossulus (common blue mussel)
Lineage: Eukaryota; Metazoa; Mollusca; Bivalvia; Mytilida; Mytilidae
Exons: 4
Coding region: 376-1029 (217 amino acids)
Cellular component (GO): membrane
Molecular function (GO): D-arabinono-1,4-lactone oxidase activity
Source: RefSeq, a predicted model, not a curated record
UGGAAAUGCGCAUAAUUAACAGUAAUGGCGAAGUUAUUACUUAUACAGAUUCUAAAAAUCCUGCAUUGUUUAAAGCGGUAAGUGCAAACUUGGGAUGUUUUGGAGUUAUCAUUGACAUGAAAAUGAAACUCGUUCCUGCCUUUGAUGUCGAAGUAAAUAAUGUAUACAUGAAACUAGACGAAAUACUCAAAGAGGAAACACUAUACAACUUAUUCAAAAACAACUGGUCGGUUGAGAUAUUUUGGUUUCCUUUUAAUUCUUUUAAUCCAGUCGUCAACUCCGACAUGAUUACAGAUGAUAAAGUGUGGAUCCGAAAGAUAAACCCAGAAAAAAGAAGGAGAGAAAAAGCCUGAAACAUAUUACGAACUGAAAAAUAUGGUAGAUUGGGUGUCACAAGAAGUUCUGGCACUAAUUUCACCUGUACUCGCUAAUCAUCCUCCUUUGGUUACUUGGACUGCAAGACCAUCGUUUUGCGCAAUAGAAUACAUCAAUUAUCCAACUGGUCCAAUACUUGAGGAACUUCCACGAGCUAUUCAUUUUAGAAAUUACAUUGAGAAAGCCCCUGUGUAUGACAUGGAAUUUGCCUUCAAUUUUGAUAAAACAAAACUUGUCGAGAUCAUUACUGUGGUUACGAAAAAGGUAGACGAUUACAAGAAGUACGGUCAAUACCCACUGAACAUUGCUAUGGAAAUGCGUGUAAUGGGUCACAGUGGAGCACUUCUUUGUCCAGGUAUAAUUGGAAAUACAGAAUACGGCGGAUCCGGACAAGUGUUAUUCAUAGAGGUCUUAAGCGUUAUCAAUACAAAACAAUGGACAAGGUUUUGCACGGAAGUAGGACUAAAAUGGAUGAAGUUGGGUGGUAUUCCACAUUUAGCUAAACAAUGGGAUUUUCUUCCAAACAUCGAAGAUUACAUUUACAAAAGUAAGAAAAUACAGAUCGAUGAAUUUACAAAGCAACUCAAGGAAUCUAAUGCUGAUCCAAAGGGAAUGUUUCUAAACGAAAGCAUUAAAAGGCUAUUGCGACUUUAACAUGUCAGAUUGAAAACAUUUACAAAUAGUGCUGUAAUUUCUUUAAGGGAAAUUUUCAAACUGAUUGU